CGCCCUGUCUCUUUGUGUGAAGGCUGCACCUGCGCUAUAGCCGACACAGUAUUUAGACACUUUCCGGCUAUAGCCUAUAGGCCUAAGUUAACAUUUGUACAAGCCCCGGACUUUUCCACCAGUGAGGGUUCUUUUAUGAAACCUUUAUCUCAACAAUGUAUCGCUCAUUCUGGAAAAGAAAGUGAUUCAAAACCAGGAGAAAUGAGUGAGGAAGCCAAAGUGGCACCUGGUUACACAGCGACAACAACACCGCACCAACAGAAUCCAGCACAGCUGAAUGGACUAACCUUGGCACAUGAUGUCACCAGUUCUACCUCCCAACCUCCGUUUGAAUCUCAACCCACAUCCCCGGCAGCCCCCCCUGAACCUUACCUUCCUAGAGAGCAGUGGGGAGGGAAAUAUGAAUUCCUGCUCUCUUGUAUUGGAUACUGUGUGGGACUGGGAAAUGUGUGGAGGUUUCCCUACCUCUGUUACCGCAAUGGAGGAGGUGUGUUCCUGAUCCCCUACUUCAUCAUGAUGUUCUUCACUGGGGUCCCCCUCUUCCUCAUGGAGCUCAGCCUCGGUCAGUACGGAGCGGCGGGGCCAAUCACGGUGUGGAAGUGCUGCCCUCUCCUAAAAGGCAUUGGCAUUGGAAUGCUCUGCGUUUCCACCCUGGUAUGCCUCUACUACAAUGUCAUCAUAGCCUGGACCUUCUACUACCUGUUCAGUUCCUUCCAGAGCCCUCUGCCCUGGUCUUGUGAAGCCCUGGCUAACGUUGCCCUCUGUGGCAACAUGACCUCUGGAAACCGUUCGUCCGGCAGAACUCUCAGCCCCACCGAGGUGUUCUGGAAUGAGCGUGUCCUGGGUGUAGUAAACAGCAAGGGCCUCCAUGACCCAGGGCCUGUCAGGUGGCCUCUGGCCCUCUGUCUCCUUGCUGCCUGGAUCAUCAUCUUCCUCUGCAUGAUCAAGGGAAUCCGCAGCUCUGGGAAGGUUGUUUACGUGACGGCCACCUUCCCAUACUUUGUCCUCAUCGUUUUGAUCAUCCGAGGGGCCACGCUUGAAGGGUCCCUACAGGGGGUGGCCUUCUACUUGACGCCCGACUGGGAAAGGCUGGCCAGGGCACAGGUGUGGAACGACGCAGCAUCGCAGAUCUUCUACUCUCUGGGCAUUGGUUUUGGAGGGUUGCUCUCCAUGGCAUCCUAUAAUAAGUUUGACAACAAUGUGAUCAGGGACACUCUGGUGAUCACCAUAGGGAACUGCAGCACCAGCUUCUUUGCAGGGUUUGCCAUUUUCUCCAUUCUGGGUCACAUGGCAUGGAAGAAGGGAGUUCCGGUUGGGGAAGUAGCAGACACAGGCCCUGGUUUGGCGUUUGUUGCUUACCCAGAAGCCCUUGCUUUGCUGCCAGGCUCUGUGUUCUGGUCCAUUCUAUUCUUCCUAAUGCUCUUCAUGCUGGGCGUCGACACACUGUUUGGAAACAUGGAAGCCAUCACUACAGCAUUCGUGGAUGAAUUUCCCCAGCUCAGAGCAAACCUGAAGCACAAGUCUCUGUUCCUGGCACUGCUGUGUUUUGUUUUUUACUUGAUGGGUCUCCUGUUGAUCACCGACGGAGGCAUUUACUGGUUCACCCUCAUCGACUCCUUCAGCACUAGUUUCGGUCUCAUCAUCAUCACCCUCUUCAUGUGUAUUGGCAUCUCCUUCUUCUAUGGGGUGAACCAGUUUUGUCAAGACAUCCUCGACAUGAUCUGCCGUUGUCCUCCGUGGUGCAGCAAAGUGCUGCUCUACUUCAAAGCAUGUUGGGUAUUUUGCACGCCAUUUCUACUGCUGUUUAUCCUGACCUAUGUCUUCAUAGAGAUGUACCGCACCCCACUCCACUAUGGGUCCUACCUGUUCCCUCUAUGGGGCAAGGCCUUGGGUGUGUGCAUGGGUGCCACCUGCUGUCUACAGAUCCCCAUCUGGGCGAUUGUAGCUAUAUGCAGAGAGUCGGGGACGCUAAAAGACCGUUUCAAGAAAUCUAUCCGACCUUUGAAUUCCUGGAGGGUGAACGACCUUCACAGCAAUGGGUCGGAGGAGAGAGUGGAGCCCGAGAGGAUCGAGGCUCCUUUCACGGUCAACCUCACUGACUUUGACUUUACCGCCACAACCUGGGAAGAUGGAACGGACACUUGAAAACGGAUGUACAGCUAUUUUAUAUGACACGAUCAAGAGUCUCCCUGUCUUGUCUUUGGCCCAGGCCCAGCUAAGAUUUAGCUUGUCGGUGAGCGGCAAUCUUAAAGGCACAGACUGGCAUCUGUUACCUAAGGACAAUAUGAAUGGAUCUUUUUUGAUAUUUAUGCUUUUAUGUAUUGUACAAGCGUUUUUUCACUCUACGCAAUUUUCAUGGAUGUGUACUGCGGAAUGCAUUUGUAGAAAGUGUUUUUCGUCCUUCACUGGAGGAAUGCAAACCUUGGUACGCAGACAAAGGCUGACUUGAUGUCUACUGGUAGACUGGCUGAAUAUUUAAGGCUGUCACCCUCUUUUUACAUUCUCAGAUUAUGAUCACAUCAGAUGGUCAUAGAACAAUAUGCUAACUUUUAUAUUAUGGAGGAAUAAAAGUAAUCUAAUAUGAAACUGUUA
Messenger RNA from Osmerus eperlanus (European smelt), 2592 nucleotides. It is a transcript of the gene slc6a7, whose product is annotated as solute carrier family 6 member 7. The coding region runs from base 136 to 2145 and encodes 669 amino acids. The record is from RefSeq and is a predicted model, not a curated record. Gene Ontology annotation, cellular component: plasma membrane. Gene Ontology annotation, molecular function: L-proline transmembrane transporter activity. NCBI's taxonomy places the organism in Eukaryota, Metazoa, Chordata, Actinopteri, Osmeriformes, Osmeridae. The transcript is spliced from 14 exons. Gene Ontology annotation, biological process: sodium ion transmembrane transport.